Molecule: messenger RNA, 1461 nt
Organism: Corticium candelabrum
Lineage: Eukaryota; Metazoa; Porifera; Homoscleromorpha; Homosclerophorida; Plakinidae
Product: E3 ubiquitin-protein ligase MYLIP-like
Exons: 5
Coding region: 49-1461 (470 amino acids)
Biological process (GO): ubiquitin-dependent protein catabolic process
Cellular component (GO): cytoskeleton
Molecular function (GO): ubiquitin-protein transferase activity
Source: RefSeq, a predicted model, not a curated record
CUCGUUGUUACAUGACUGACUAACUGGGUGCUCGCUGAGACAGACAGCAUGGUCAUCUGCUAUAUUACCGAGCCUAGCGGUUCCAUUUGCCGCGUCACAGUUGAGCGGGGCGCUCGCGGUGAAGACUGCUUUGUCUCGGUAUGCGAGCAGCUUCGACUUGUCGAAAAACACUUUUUCGGCCUACAAUUUGUGUCAAAACACGGUCUAGUUAUGUGGCUCAACGAACGAAAUCCCAUCUGUCUGCAAUUACCUGCCAAAGAACCGUACCGAAUGAAACUUCGAGUCAGGUUCUUCGUCGAUCCCAAACUUCUCUGCACCGACAAGGCACGAGAUCUUUUCUUCGACCAGCUGUAUGACGAUAUUCUACGCGGUACCCGAUUUCGUUUCGACCCAGCCGACGACACGAGCGGAGACAUGUCGAAAGCCGUCUAUUUGAGCGGAUUAUUAGCUCAAAUGGAACACGGUAAUAUUUCUGAAAUCGACCAUAUUGGGUACCGUCAAUACUUUCCGGGACUGAAACAAGAGACUAUACGACAAGAACACAGGAGAAAUGUAGGCUUGAGCAGAGCAGAAGCUCAAAUGACCUUUCUAGACGAAGUUGCAUCUUGGCAGUACUAUACAAUGCAAGUGAUUGAUAAUCUCUUCCAAGUUCGGCCAUCCUCUUCUGAUCGAUCAGUGUCGCUCGGUAUCACUGAUAAUACUGUCGUUUUGUUUGACGCUCAGAAACGAACUCUUCUCUCAUUCCCUGUUGGAGCUGUCAGAGAAACUUCAUAUUGUGACAAUUUCUUCAAAGUCAAAUAUUCACUCGACUCACAAAAUUCAGAAAAUCUAGAGAAGAUUAAACUAAGAGCAUGCACUUGGACACGUCGUGGUCACAUGUCAUUGCACCGUCUCUUCUGGGAAAUGCAAGAGUUUUACUCUUCAGAUCGCGUCCGUUGUGAUCUAUUGACAAGGAGACAUAGAAAUAUGAGAGGUGACCUACUGAGUCUUCUCGGCUUUAAACGGAGAGCAAAAUUCUACAGAAUUUACACGUUCUCUCUGCCCACCACUCUCAACCUCGCAACGAUGAUGUGGACAAAACAGGAAGAGCACGACAAAGCCAAGAGCGCGACAGAAGAAAAGAACACGAUCAAAAGCAAUGGCAGAUCAUGGAAAAGCAAUGAUCUCAAAGCAAUUCUAUCGUAUGUUCAAGACGUCGAACCAUCCAUCACCUCCACCGAUGACAAAGACGUACAGGAAGCGUGGGUUAACCUUUCAAACGUUUGCAACAGCGUCAGUUGUAUUAUCUGUCUCCAACGACCAAGAUCUGUGCGAUACGCAUGUGGUCAUGUGUUUUGCUGUGCCCAUUGCACGGUACGUAUUACCUCCUGCGCAGUCUGUCGCGCACAAACUUCAUCAAAGAGUCGGGUCUAUAUGUUUACACCUCUCGUUAGCGAUCUUGCAGAAACUGCUAAAAAGUGA